AGUUUAGUUUUGAAUAGUAUUAUCCGUGAUGAGUGCUGACGGCGCUUCAAAGGGAGUGCAUAUUUUACUAACAGGCUUCGGCCCUUUCAGCGGCGUUGAGGAAAACCCUACGCAAGCUGUAGCCGAGGCUUUGGAAAAUGCCGAAGACAAACACAUAGGCACGUGCAGCGACUAUGAGGUCUUCAGCUCAGCUGUGGAGGUCUCGGUUGAGGAGUGUGAGCGAGUAUCGAUGGCAAUGAGUAAAAAGGCUGAGGAACUAUCCAAGGCUAGAAAUGUCCUUCUACUGCACAUGGGCGUUGAUGCCCAAUGUGAUCACUUGAAACUAGAACGUACGGCCCAUAACGUGGCCACCUUUCGAGUGCCAGAUGUGCGGGGUGCUCAGCUGAGUGGGCGUGAGAUCUUGCCGGGCCAACCCGAGAAGCUGCAAACCUCAGUGAGUGUAGAGGCGAUCGUUGGGGCUUGUCAAGAACGAGGGUGUCGUGUGGAGGUCUCUGAUGAUGCUGGCCGAUAUCUUUGUAAUUAUAUAUUCUUCCACUCACUUGCCAACAUGGAGGGGCGCGCUCUUUUUCUUCACCUUCCAUCGUUCAGUGUGUUGCCGGAGGAGAAGCAGUGUGCAAUGGUGAAGGAGAUCCUCGACGUUGUCGCUAUACAAUGCGAGAACAGUUUCUGAACAGUUGCAAGUCGUCUC
This is a messenger RNA of Perkinsus marinus ATCC 50983, 688 nucleotides long. RefSeq names its product Pyrrolidone-carboxylate peptidase, putative. Gene Ontology annotation, cellular component: cytosol. NCBI's taxonomy places the organism in Eukaryota, Perkinsozoa, Perkinsida, Perkinsidae. Gene Ontology annotation, molecular function: pyroglutamyl-peptidase activity. The record is from RefSeq and is a predicted model, not a curated record. Gene Ontology annotation, biological process: proteolysis. The transcript is spliced from 3 exons. The coding region runs from base 29 to 670 and encodes 213 amino acids.